AUUAAGAAAGAAAGGGAGGGAACUACAUCCACGAGCAGAAAACUAAAACAACGUAUUAGGUUCCUGGAGAAACCUCUUCUCUGCUUCUGAAUCAUGCCUCUGGCCACAAGAUGCAGAAACCUAUGAAGUAAGAGGGGGCCACUCUAAAAGGAAGAAAAGAAAAACUCCAGACUUUUCAGAAACCGAAAGCAAGAACAUGACAAUAUAUAUAUAUACUCUACGGGAGGUUCAUGAAGGCAUUAAAGAAAGUGGCAUUCACCAUUCACUACUACAUCAAGAUGAUGGCCUGGCAAACUCUCUUUCUCCUUUGCUGUUUACUGAACUGUGUUGAAUCUUCUGCAUCCACGCUUGUCUCGAAGUAUAAAUACAACAACUCAUUUCGUCUUACAAGGUCCACUCGAACCCGCGUGCAGCAGCUACUGAAGAAAUAUAAGGAGCAGCAGUUGGGAAAUACGCAUUUUGAGAACAGAAGCCAACACUUGACAGAGCUCCCAUUUCUGUCCACAGACCUCGACAAGUGGCUGAAGUUGUCGAACUGGGACCGAUUGCAUGCCGCUUUCUGGGACUUGCAGGCCUAUUGGAAAAUGCUGGAAAGGAAGAGAAAACAGCUGGAGAGGGAGCAGAAUGAGCAGAUAGUGGUGGAUGUGGCCCAAACCACAUUACUUCGGAACAUGAGGCACAUUCAGCUGGACUUACGGGACUUGAUGAGCCAAGUCAGCAAUCAGAUGAGACUCAUAAGGAGUUCUUGGAUUAGGCCAAUGACUGCUGCAGCCCACCUGAACCCACGAAGAAGUACCAGAACUGUGUGGGAUGACCGAGUGGAGGGCUACAUAAUUCUUAGGGACUUGAACCUUUACCUCACAAAGCUGGCAAGAGACUUUCUCCUACUAGCUUCAAAAACACAAAUAUGAAAAAAACAGAUAUAUGUGUAAUAAAAGCUAAACUGACAGUAGCUAUCUAAGAAUUGAAAUAUCUGUUAUAAGAACCUGAUUUCCACUCAACACUCCCAUUUUUUGUUUAUACAAUGUAUAUCUAAGGGCUUUCUGGGGUAUUUCCAAAGUUUCUGUCUCACCUCUAACAGUAAGUCAGAAAUAAGCAGCUCAGAGCAGCUU
Messenger RNA from Melanotaenia boesemani (Boeseman's rainbowfish), 1112 nucleotides. RefSeq lists its product as uncharacterized. Lineage: Eukaryota; Metazoa; Chordata; Actinopteri; Atheriniformes; Melanotaeniidae. The transcript is spliced from 5 exons. Gene Ontology annotation, biological process: negative regulation of neuron apoptotic process; ciliary neurotrophic factor-mediated signaling pathway. The coding region runs from base 231 to 911 and encodes 226 amino acids. Gene Ontology annotation, molecular function: ciliary neurotrophic factor receptor binding. The record is from RefSeq and is a predicted model, not a curated record.